Messenger RNA from Molossus molossus (Pallas's mastiff bat), 2380 nucleotides. It is a transcript of the gene NPHP1, whose product is annotated as nephrocystin 1. The record is from RefSeq and is a predicted model, not a curated record. The coding region runs from base 1 to 2094 and encodes 697 amino acids. Gene Ontology annotation, molecular function: protein binding. The transcript has 20 exons. Gene Ontology annotation, cellular component: cytoplasm; cilium. Gene Ontology annotation, biological process: protein localization involved in establishment of planar polarity. NCBI's taxonomy places the organism in Eukaryota, Metazoa, Chordata, Mammalia, Chiroptera, Molossidae.
AUGCGGGCGCAGCGGGCGCAGCGGGCGCAGCGGCCGCGCGACCCCCUGCAGUCCCUGCAGCGCCGUGACCAGGAGCUGAAGCAGCAGAUUGAUAGUUUGCUUUCUGAGAGUCGAUUGAAAGGAACUCUAGAAGCCAGUAAAAGGCGAGAUAUUUACCAAAGGUGUAUCCAAUUAAAACAGGCAGUCGAUGAAAAUAAAAAUGCGCUUCAAAAAUUAACCAAAGCCGAUGAACCUGCACCUGUCGGGAACUAUCAACAGAAAAAGGAGGAGGAGCUCAGUCUCCUGGACAAGCUGACCCACCAGCUGCAGGAACUUGCCGUGUCUGUAAGAAGAGACAGUAGAACUGAAAUUGAGGCACUCAUUGAAAGAGAGGAAGAUGAUGAUUUCGCUGAAGAUGAAGAAGAUGAUGAUGACAAAGAAGAAAGUGAAGAAAGUAGUGGGGAGGAAGAAGAAACAGAAGAGGAAGAGGAAGAGGAAGAGAAACAGGAAAAUGAAUCUCAGCAACAGGCCACAAGUGGAGAAUACAUUGCUGUUGGAGAUUUUACUGCUCAGCAGGCUGGGGAUCUUACCUUUAAGAAAGGGGAAAUUCUCCUUAUAACUGAAAAAAACUCUGAUGGUUGGUGGAUGGCCAAGAAUGCCAAGGGGAACAAAGGUCUCGUUCCCAGAACCUACCUGGAGCCCUGUCAUAAAGAAGAAGGCCAAGAGUCAAGUGAGGAAGGCAGUGAAGGAGACGCGGAGGUGGGUGAGGAGGCAACAGAGGGAGCGCAAGUUAAACAAAGAACUGAUUCUCACUGGAGUGCUGUCCAAAAAGCUCUCUCAGAGCAUCUUCAGCAGAUGAACACUGUUGAUGUGUUGACCACGAUGGGAGCUGUUCCUGCUGGGUUCAGGCCUUCCACGCUCUUCCAGCUGCUGGAGGAAGGGACUCCAUUUCGAGCAAGUUCCUUCCUACAGCCAGAGCUCACGCCAUCUCAGCUGGCCUUCAGGGAUCUCCUGUGGGACGCUAAGACAGGCACUAUUAGGUCAAGGGCAAGCCGUGUUUCAUUGAGUCUGACCCUCUGGAGCUGUAAAAUGAUCCCUGUGCCGGGAGCGAGCAUCCAGGUUCUCAGCAGACACGUGCGCCUCUGUCUGUGCGACGGCGACAAGGUUCUGAGCAACAUACAUACCGUCAGAGCCACGUGGCAACCUAAAAAGCCCAAAACAUGGACCUUUUCUCCCCAGGUCACUGGCACCUUACCGUGCUUGCUUGAUGGUGAUUGUUUCAUCAGGUCCAAUUCUUCGUCUCCUGAUCUUGGAAUAUUAUUUGAACUUGGAAUUUCUUAUAUUCGUAAUUCAACUGGUGAAAGAGGAGAACUGAGCUGUGGCUGGGUGUUUCUUAAACUUUUUGAUGCCAGUGGAAUUCCUAUUCCAGCAAAGACUUACGAGCUCGUCCUGAGUGGUGGCACCCCUUAUGAAAAAGGUGUUGACGUGGACCCUUCAGCAUCCAGAAGAGCACAUGGGAGUGUUUUCCAUCAGAUGAUGGUGAUGAGGAGGCAGCCACAGCUUCUAGUGAAACUGAGGUCUUUGAACAGAAGAUCAAGAGACAUCCUGAGUCUACUGCCAGAAACAUUAAUUGGAAGCAUGUGCUACAUUCAUUUGUUGAUGUUUUAUCGCCAGCUUCUUGGAGAUGUACUCCUGAAAGACAGGAUGAGCAUGCAAAGUGCUGAUUUAAUCAGUAAUCCCGUACUGGCCACCUUCCCCAAGCUCUUGGAGCAGCCUGACGUGAUGGAUGCACUCAGGAGUUCGUGGGCUGAGAAAGAAAGUACAUUGAAAAGAUCAGAGAAGAGAGACAGAGAGGUGCUGAAGGCCGCGUUUCUCCUGGCUUACCACGACUGCGCGGGCCCCCUCCUGCACUCCACACUCCUGCCCCCACCCCGGUGGGCGGAAGAGGAGACCGAGGCUGCGCGCUGGGAGCUCAUCACUGCCUUCCUGAAGCGAAACCGAGAGAACCAGGGCGCCCUCCCCGCUCUGCUGUCACCAGAGGGCGUCCACGAGCCUUUUGACAUUUCCGAGCAGACCUACGACUUCCUGGGUGAAAUGAGACACAGGGCGACGUGAUGGUGGCAGCCUGGACCCUGGGCUGCCCAGCAUGACGCCCUGACGCAGGGACGGCACAGAGGGACUCCCGUGGGCUGGGCUCCGUCCUCAGGCAGCCACAGUCUCUGCCAAGUGUCUGGCGGACAGUGGGGCUCUUGCAUUACAAUAAAGUACUUUUGCAUAAGCAACUCUGUUGUAGCUAAAUAUAAACGCACUUUUUUCAGAAACCAACUAACAAAUUUAAGUUGACUGCACCUAUAGAUUUGUAUAAUAGCAAGAUUUUAUCCAAAGCCGAGUUAUGAUUAUU